AUGCCAACUAAAUUUGUAUGGAAGAAAGAUGUUAGGAAAUGGCAACCAAGGAAAAGAGGAUUUGCAAUAGGUAGAGUUUUCUAUGUGCCACCUGGUACAGUUGUCUGGGAAGCUGCGUGGAACUAUUUGUCUGAGGAUGCACAAUUCGGGAUUAGAGAACAAUUGGGAAUUACAGAUUUGAUUUUAUCUGAAGAUGAGAAAAAGAAUUUUGCACUUAGGGAGAUAGAAAUAAUGCUUUCGGCUAUGGGAAAGAGUUUGAAAGACUUUCAGUCGAUGUCAGAACCGGAUUUUGAGAAUCAUGCUAGAACCACCAAUCGGUUGAUACAAGAGGAAUUAGCAUAUGAUAUUAAUGUCAUGAGGGAAGAGAAUGAUACUUUGGUGCAACAACUCACUGAAGAGCAAAGGGCUAUAUAUGACAAUGUAUUGCAAGAUGCUGAGAAUAAUGAUGAGAUAGUUUUAAACGUUGCAUCAAGUGGCAUAGCUUUUCUUCUACUACCAGGAGAAAGAACUGCACAUUCGAGAUUUGCAAUACCAAUAGCUGUUCAUGAAUAUUCAACUUGCAAUAUCAGCCAAAGUAGUCCUUUGGCACAGUUGAUCAUGCAAACUUUGGACCGUACUAUGAGAGAUAUCAUGCGUGCCAAAAAUCCAAAAAGCUUGGAUAUGACUUUUGGUGGAAAAACCGUGGUGUUAGGGGGAGAUCUCAGACAGAUUUUACCAGUCAUUCCAAAGGGCACGAGGCAAGAUAUUGUGGGAGCAAGUAUAAAUGCAUCAUAUCUUUGGAGAAGCUGUGAUGGAACAAUUGGUGAUUCUUUGCAUGGAGAAUGUGAGAUAAAUAUUCCUCAAGAAUUUGUGCUAACGUGUGUUGAGGAUCAUAUUUCUACAAUUAUUGAUAGCACAUUCCCUAUGUUCCGCAGUGGCCACAGAGAUAUUACAUAUCUAAAAGAUCGUGCUAUUUUGGCACCAACUUUGGAUAUUGUGGAUGCAGUAAAUGAAUACAUGAAUGACUAUAAUAAUGCUGAAGGAAGAACGUAUCUCAGUUGUGAUUCGGUUUGUAAAUCUGAUUCAAAUGUUGACAUGCUUGCUGAUCUGCACACUCCGGAAUUUUUAAAUGGAUUACGGUGUUCUGGGGUUUCAAAUCACUCAUUGACUCUGAAAGUUGGCUCACCAGUUAUGCUUUUGAGGAAUAUUGAUCACUCAUUGGAGUUGUGCAAUGGUACAAGAAUGAUCAUUUCAAAGUUGGCAGAUCAUGUUUUAGAAGCUCAAAUACUAUGCGGGGCAAGUGCUGGUACAAAGGUCUUAAUUCCAAGAAUGUCCUUAACACCUUCUGAUCCAAGAUUGCCUUUUAAGUUCCAAAGAAAGCAAUUUCCACUGAUGUAG
Molecule: messenger RNA, 1377 nt
Organism: Ipomoea nil (Japanese morning glory)
Lineage: Eukaryota; Viridiplantae; Streptophyta; Magnoliopsida; Solanales; Convolvulaceae
Exons: 6
Coding region: 1-1377 (458 amino acids)
Biological process (GO): telomere maintenance; DNA repair
Molecular function (GO): DNA helicase activity
Source: RefSeq, a predicted model, not a curated record